AUGCAGAAGAUCAGGGACGACGACGGUACCGGUGGAAAAGCUUCAUCACGGAAAAGCCUAAAGAUCUGUUGUUGUGUUCUUCUGCUUACCAUCGUCGUUCUUGUCAUCGUUUUUGUCUCUCUGUUCUUCACCGUCUUCAAGCCUAAAAACCCCAUACUCACUCCCUACCCUACAAAACUCCAAAACGUCCAUUUCCGGUUUGACCCAAACCCUUCAAUAAGCGCCACUCUCAACUUAAUCAUCAACGUCAAGAAUCCAAACCGUGGGGACUUCGAGUACCAGGGUGCCACGGCCAGUCUUGAUUACCGAGGCAUAUCUGUGGCCGGAAUCCCCGUCGAACACGACACCGUCCCGGGUCGAGGCGAGAUUAACGUCACCACUUAUGCUAACGUUACCGGCGACAAGAUCGCCGGAAAUCCUAGUUUCAUGGAGGAUAUGGCUGCUGGAAGCGUGAUGUUCACGUCGUCUGCGGCCUUGCCUGGAAAGGUAAAAGUGCUUAGGACCCUCAAGAUUCAUGCCACGGUUUUUAUGACUUGUGAUGUUUGUGUUUUCAUCAAUCAGUCGUAUUAUGUUCAGUCCACUUGUAACGCCAGAAUUAAAUUAUAA
Molecule: messenger RNA, 606 nt
Organism: Ipomoea nil (Japanese morning glory)
Lineage: Eukaryota; Viridiplantae; Streptophyta; Magnoliopsida; Solanales; Convolvulaceae
Exons: 1
Coding region: 1-606 (201 amino acids)
Cellular component (GO): plasma membrane
Source: RefSeq, a predicted model, not a curated record